AAAGAAGAAACAAAGGCAGCGCAGUCUCCUCUCCGUCUCCUCGAGCGUUGGAAUAGGAGGGAAGACUCCGAGAGAAAGAGAGAGGAGAUAGGAGAAGGUGGGGAGAAGCUAUACGAAGCGAAGACAUGGCUCUCAGAGUGACCCUUCCACCGAAGAUUUCCCUCGUCCUCACUCCUCCCAAGCCGAACCUGGGAUCCCCUAGGGUCUCCAUGGCCUCCGCUAUCCGUGCUUCCGCCGCAAAAAUUGAAACUUCAAAGAAGCCCUUCUGUCCUCCUCGCGAGGUACAUGUUCAAGUUACACAUUCUAUGCCGCCUCAGAAGGUUGAGAUCUUUAGGGCAUUAGAGGACUGGGCAGAGAAUAACAUCCUGGUACAUCUAAAGCCAGUUGAAAAGUGUUGGCAGCCACAAGAUUUUCUUCCAGACCCUUCCUCAGAUGGAUUUUAUGAAGAAGUUCAAGAACUGAGAGAACGAUCAAAGGAGAUCCCUGAUGAUUAUUAUGUUUGCUUGGUUGGAGAUAUGAUCACAGAGGAAGCCCUUCCUACAUACCAGACAAUGCUUAAUACCCUUGAUGGUGUGCGAGAUGAAACCGGUGCAAGCCUUACCUCGUGGGCUAUCUGGACAAGGGCAUGGACUGCUGAAGAGAACAGACAUGGUGACCUUCUCAACAAGUACUUGUACCUGACAGGAAGAGUAAACAUGAAACAAAUUGAGAAAACCAUACAAUAUCUGAUUGGUUCAGGAAUGGAUCCCAGAACUGAGAAUAGCCCCUACCUUGGCUUCAUAUACACCUCAUUUCAAGAACGAGCUACCUUUGUAUCCCAUGGAAACACGGCCAGGCAUGCCAAGGAAUAUGGGGACCUGAAGCUGGCUCAGAUAUGUGGCACUAUAGCUGCAGACGAGAAGCGCCAUGAAAUUGCAUACACCAAGAUAGUGGAGAAGCUUUUCGAGAUAGACCCCGAUGGGACAAUGCUUGCAUUUGCAGACAUGAUGAAGAAGAAGAUUUCGAUGCCUGCCCAUCUAAUGUACGACGGACGUGAUGAUAACCUCUUUGAGCACUUCUCUGCUGUGGCUCAGCGGUUGGGUGUCUAUACCGCAAAGGACUACGCUGAUAUACUCGAGUUUCUUGUCGUGAGGUGGAACCUGGAGAAGCUUAGUGUCCUGUCGGGAGAGGCAAGUCAAGCCCAGGACUUUGUAUGCACUUUGGCUCCAAGGAUACGAAGACUCGAAGAAAGAGCACAGGGGAAGGCCAAGCAAUCACCAAGAAUUCCUUUCAGUUGGAUCAAUUACAGGGAAGUGCAGCUGUGAGCAAAAACGACAAUCGCUUUCCUAUGUUAAAAGAAAUAUCCGAUUAGCUCUACAUCUCAUAUAAAGUGUCUGCAUCCAACUUAUGCUGCAGUUGGCUAGUAAUAAGGAUUUGUCAGAUUGAGCAUUAGUAUCAUAAAGCCAUAUUUAUGUUUCUGAAUCAGGAUGUGAGCUGUCAUCUUAUCAGGUUAUAUAUAGAUUUCUUGAACAUGACAUGAAUCUUGUAAGGGCUGUUCCGAGGUUUUCAUAGAUUUUGGAGAGCUUAAUCUACAGUUACUUUUUAA
Musa acuminata AAA Group (dessert banana) is the source of this 1585-nucleotide messenger RNA. Its product is annotated as stearoyl-[acyl-carrier-protein] 9-desaturase, chloroplastic-like. Gene Ontology annotation, molecular function: stearoyl-[ACP] desaturase activity. Gene Ontology annotation, biological process: fatty acid biosynthetic process. The record is from RefSeq and is a predicted model, not a curated record. Bases 126 to 1304 code for a protein of 392 amino acids. NCBI's taxonomy places the organism in Eukaryota, Viridiplantae, Streptophyta, Magnoliopsida, Zingiberales, Musaceae. The transcript is spliced from 3 exons. Gene Ontology annotation, cellular component: chloroplast stroma.